UUUGCCAUCGUCCCUCAUAUCUAGCUCCCUGUCUUUUCACCAGAUUCUCCUUCAGCUUAUCUCUCGUCUCUCUCGUCUCUCUCGGCACGAUCAGAUCUCAUAAACUAAAUCGGAUCGAAUCCACAACAUGACUCUUGGCUCUGGAGGAUCGAGUGUUGUUGUUCCGAGGAAUUUCCGGUUGCUAGAGGAGCUUGAACGUGGGGAGAAAGGGAUAGGAGAUGGAACUGUGAGCUAUGGAAUGGAUGAUGGAGAUGACAUUUACAUGCGCUCUUGGACUGGCACUAUCAUCGCUCCUCAUAACACUGUUCAUGAAGGUAGGAUCUAUCAGUUGAAGCUCUUCUGUGACAAAGAUUACCCGGAAAAACCUCCCACUGUCCGUUUCCAUUCACGUAUCAACAUGGCUUGCGUCAACAAUGAAACAGGAGUGGUGGAACCUAAGAAGUUUGGGCUUCUUGCGAACUGGCAAAGGGACUACACAAUGGAGACUAUACUGACACAGCUGAAGAAGGAGAUGUCUACAUCGCAUAACCGUAAGCUUGUUCAACCUCCAGAAGGCACUUGCUUCUAGUAGUGAAAAUCUUUGCCCCUUCUAAUACUAAAGUAUGUAUCUGGGGGUACUCCAUUGUCGUUCUCAAGCUUUUUUUUCUAAAUUUGUGAUAAAAAAAAUUCGUCUAUGUGGAUGGUGAUGAUGAUGAUGAUGUUCGAUUGAUCAUCUGAAGUUUAUCCUUGUGUGCAAAUUAUCCAAAAAAACAUUGUCUUCCCCGAUUCAUGUGUUCAAUCUUUUGAAGUA
Raphanus sativus (radish) is the source of this 790-nucleotide messenger RNA. RefSeq names its product ubiquitin-conjugating enzyme E2 variant 1D-like. The record is from RefSeq and is a predicted model, not a curated record. Gene Ontology annotation, cellular component: nucleus. Bases 128 to 568 code for a protein of 146 amino acids. Gene Ontology annotation, biological process: DNA damage tolerance; protein K63-linked ubiquitination. The transcript is spliced from 4 exons. NCBI's taxonomy places the organism in Eukaryota, Viridiplantae, Streptophyta, Magnoliopsida, Brassicales, Brassicaceae.